GGGAGCCGCUCGGAGGCCCCAGAGGCGGGAGCCGGCGGCGGCGCCAUGUCAGUGAGCGCCAUGUUCGUGGCGCUGCAGGGCGCGCUGACGGCCGACCAGGACAUCCGAGAGGAGAUCCGGAAGGUCGUGCAGGCGUUGGAGCAGACGGCCCGCGAGAUGCUGACGCUGCUGCAGGGGGUGCACCAAGGGAACGGAUUCCAGGACAUACCAAAGAAAUGUCAGAAGGCUCGGGAACACUUCGGUACAGUAAGAACACAGAUGGAAUCUCUGAAGACCAAGUUUCCUGCUGAUCAGUAUUACAGAUUUCAUGAGCACUGGAGGUUUGUGCUUCAGCGGUUGGUGUUUCUGGCAGCGUUUGUAGUCUACUUGGAGACAGAAACGUUGGUGACCCGAGAAGCUGCUGCAGAAAUACUUGGGAUUGAAGCUGAUCGGGAGAGGGGCUUCCACCUGGACAUUGAAGACUACCUUUCUGGUGUCUUAACUCUGGCCAGUGAGCUGGCCAGGCUGGCAGUGAACAGCGUCACAGCCGGUGACUAUUCUCGCCCGCUCCGCAUCUCGACUUUUAUCAACGAGUUGGAUUCGGGCUUCCGUCUCCUCAACCUGAAGAAUGACUCCCUGAGGAAGCGUUACGACGGCCUGAAAUACGAUGUCAAGAAAAUUGAGGAAGUGGUUUAUGACUUGUCCAUCAGAGGACUCAAUAAGGAGGCAACGGGUGGUGCGGGUGGAGAGAAAUGAAGGAUGCUGAUUUUAAUAGCAUCGUUGAUUACCUCAAAUGGUUGCCAAGUUUGGAGGCAUGCUAGCAAAGCCUUCCUACAGUAGUUUAGAAGAACUGCAGCCGAUAGCUGCUCUAUUUUCUUACAAAAGGUGUAGUUUGGGUGUUAGAUCUCAAAAUGUUUUGUAAAAUCGUGUAGGUUAGCGCUGCAGGCCCUCUGUUCCCAGUUAAAUUCCUCUGUCAGAACACACGUUGCUGUUGUGUGCACAACAGCAGGUGGUCAGUAACUCCCACAAGCCAGAAUUCUCACUGGGUACGUAGUGUUGCUUCAGUGCUCUGGGAGUUUUGUGCUGCAGCUGUUUCUACCCACACCCCUUUAAAGAUCUGUGCACAGCAUGCAGCUUGGUGCAGAUGUUUGUGACAUCUUAAAAGCACAGUCUAUAAAUAUCAGUAUGGGUUUUCUAAGACAUUGGGUUGUUUUGCUUUUUGUUGGUUGUUUUUUUUUUAAUUUUCACCUACUUCAGUUAAGUUGAACAGAUUUGCAUAACUUCUAUUAACCAGAUCUUUUAGAAUGGCUCCAUUUAGUGUAUCUGCCCUUGGAAUCAGUGUAUUACACCUGGGUGCAUCUUACUCAUUUUUCCCUCCGAGGUGCCUGCUACCAGAGUGUACAAGGCUUUCUCAACUAUCUGCUUUCACUGACUGCUGUCUCAUUUACUGACAUGAGUCAAUGUUGAGUUUCAACAUGAUCAUUUACAUUGGGAACUCUGUAGCUUUUUAUUUUCUUUUGAAUUAGCAAAGUUUAUGAAUAGAGAAAUGUUAACUGACAAACUGCAGGUAGGAUUUGUGUUUUAACAACCUGUAUAGGCCAUGACUGUACUGUUUCCUGGGCUUUAAAAAAAAAAAAAGUUCA
Messenger RNA from Phasianus colchicus (ring-necked pheasant), 1622 nucleotides. It is a transcript of the gene TSN, whose product is annotated as translin. Lineage: Eukaryota; Metazoa; Chordata; Aves; Galliformes; Phasianidae. The record is from RefSeq and is a predicted model, not a curated record. Gene Ontology annotation, biological process: RNA metabolic process. Gene Ontology annotation, molecular function: RNA binding; sequence-specific DNA binding; single-stranded DNA binding.